AUGUUUUAUGGCCCAGCUUCCCAUACUUCCAUGGCCAUGGUACCAGCCGCCGACGCCCUCAGCGAUAUCCUCACUGCCCAAUUCCCAGACCUCUCACGCGAUGCCCCUAUGCCACUCCUCAUCCGCGCCACAAAUUCCAAAGGCAAGUUGAAGCGCGGAGAAAAGAUAAAACUAUCCACUGUCGUCCAACCAGAUCAAUUAGAAGCUUUUUUUGCUAGAUAUGCAGAAAUAUGUAAAGGUGGCAUGGGUGCGCUUAAGAAGAGAGAUAAGAAACAGGCGAAGGAGAAGCUCAAGGCAAAGAAAAGAAAGAUGGGCACUACGACUGUUCCUCCAGGAGAAGAGAAGAAAUGA
Sclerotinia sclerotiorum 1980 UF-70 is the source of this 351-nucleotide messenger RNA. RefSeq lists its product as hypothetical. Bases 1 to 351 code for a protein of 116 amino acids. The transcript is spliced from 2 exons. Gene Ontology annotation, cellular component: signal recognition particle, endoplasmic reticulum targeting. The record is from RefSeq and is a predicted model, not a curated record. Gene Ontology annotation, molecular function: endoplasmic reticulum signal sequence receptor activity; 7S RNA binding. Gene Ontology annotation, biological process: SRP-dependent cotranslational protein targeting to membrane. NCBI's taxonomy places the organism in Eukaryota, Fungi, Ascomycota, Leotiomycetes, Helotiales, Sclerotiniaceae.